This is a messenger RNA of Lathyrus oleraceus (garden pea), 1035 nucleotides long. RefSeq lists its product as uncharacterized. The record is from RefSeq and is a predicted model, not a curated record. Lineage: Eukaryota; Viridiplantae; Streptophyta; Magnoliopsida; Fabales; Fabaceae. The transcript has 4 exons. The coding region runs from base 1 to 1035 and encodes 344 amino acids.
AUGCAAUCUGAAUUUGAUGCUCUUAUUCGAAAUAAGACGUGGGAUUUAGUUCAUUGUCCUUGUGAUUCUAAUCUUAUUCGAUGUAUGUGGAUUUUUAGGCAUAAGAAAAAUUCUGAUGGCUCCUUUGAGCGUUAUAAGGCUCGUCUUGUAGGUGAUGGCAGGUCACAGGUUGCAGUAUCUCGUCAUCCUGAUGGCAUAUUUUUCAAUCAAAGCACUUAUGCUUCAGAGAUCAUUAAACGUGUUGGCAUGGCGUCCUGUAAACCAUCAGCCACUCCUGUUGACACCAAUCAGAAACUCAACACCUCCUCCGGCACUUCUUAUGAGGAUCCCUCCUUGUAUCAGAGUCUUGCAGGGGCCUUACAAUAUCUCACCCUCACUCGACCUAAUAUAUCAUAUGUUGUUCAACAAGUUUGUCUUCACAUGCAUGCCCCUCGCACUGAACACAUGCCUGCUCUUAAGCGCAUUUUGCGCUAUGUUCAGGGCACCUUACAUUUUGGACUACACUUAUCCCCAUCUCCCAAUACAACACUUAUCUCUUACACUGACACUGAUUGGGGUGGAUGUCCUGACACCAGACAUUCUACAUUUGGUUACUGUGUUUUUCUAGGUGACAACCUUAUUUCUUGGUCUUCCAAAAGGCAGUCAACUAUCUCCCGUUCCAAUGCUGAAGUCGAAUAUAAGGGGUUGCCAAUGUUGUCUCCGAAUCGUGUUGGAUUCGCAAUCUUCUCCUGGAACUCCAUUUUCCUAUUCCUCAAGCCACUUUGGUGUAUUGUGAUAAUAAUGAGCUUUGUUAAAAAUGAGGAAGGAGGAAGGUUUGGCGGACUAAUAACACUUAAAACCGAUAUAGAGAGACUUGCACUUCAUGCAGAUCCCUUUUGGACUACUGGCAACCCAGUUCCAUAUAACUCUGCUGUCAACAAAAAGUAUGGAACAUUGAAGUUUCAAACUUCAACAGAAAUGGAUCAAGAACAUAAUACUCUGGUUGCUUCCGAGUUUCUUUCAGCUCCAUGCCGCAGAAAAAGAUAUGUAGAAUGA